AUGCGCUUCACCAGCAGACCCGUCCGCGCGGCAGCAACUCUGCUGCCGCUGGCCGCCGCCUUCGCCUCUGCCCAGAACAGCUCGUCGUCUCUGCCAAUCGUCGACCUGGGCUAUCAAUUGCAGCAGGCUUCUGGAUUCAAUGAAACCGCAGCUUACUACAACUUCUCCAACAUCCGAUAUGCUGCGCCUCCGGUUGCCGACCUGCGCUUCCGCGCUCCCGUCUCACCCGUCACCGACCGCUCCAGCGUGCAGGACGGCUCGGAGCUGAGAAUCUGCCACCAAGCCAAUCCAGCAUGGGCCGCCAUUGCAGCCGAGUGGCUUCCGGGCUACCUGGUUGCCGGCAUCCUGCCGAACGUCUCCGCAACCGGGACAACCGCCACUACCGGCACUGCCAAUAUUACCACCCUACCGGGCGAGACCGAGGACUGCUUGUUUUUGGACGUGGUUGUUCCUGAAAAGAUUUUCGAGCGUGCCGGAAAUGCAUCUGGUGCUCCGGUUAUUGUUUGGAUCCAUGGCGGUGGCUACACUUCGGGCUCCAAAAUCAGCUACGGGGAUCCAGCUGGACUGAUUGCAAGAAGCCAGACCGGCUCUUCCGAUGGCGUUGUCUACGUUUCCAUCAACUAUCGCCUCGGAGCUUUCGGCUGGCUUUCUGGGCCGACGUACCAGAAGGACGCCACUGCGAACCUCGGCCUGUACGAUCAACGCUUCGCCUUGGAGUGGGUCCAGAAGAAUAUCCACCUAUUCGGCGGUGACAAGAACCGCGUCACCGUUGUUGGCGAAUCGGCUGGUGCUGGCUCUAUCAUGCACCAGAUCACCGCUUUUGGUGGUUCCGCCCCAUCGCUCUUCCAGCAAGCCGUUCCGCAGUCCCCCGCCUGGCUACAGCUCAGCUCUCCUUACGAGCAGGAGCAAUCGUUUCAGAAAUAUCUCAAGUUCCUAAACGUCACCAGCCUGGCCGAAGCCCGGGAUCUGACCGAAGAGCAACUCUUCCUCGGCAACGUCGCCCUGAUCGGUACUUCGGUCUACUCCAGCUUCACCGUCGGCCCAUCCGUCGACGGCAGCAUCGUCCCGCAAGACCCCAAAUACCUGCUCAACCACGGCCAAUUCGACAAGUCCGUCCGCAUCUUCUCCGGCCACACCACCAACGAAGGCAUCCUCUUCACCCCGCCCCUCACCAACGAGACCGAAUUCACCGCCUUCCUCAGCGCCGCCCUCCCCAAUGCCAAGCCCGCCGUCAUCUCCUACAUCACCGAGACGCUGUACCCCCCGGUCUACGACGGCAGCUACGGCUACACCGACCUGAUCUCCCGCCUGGCGUUCGCCCUGCAAGAGUCUUCCAUUACCUGCAACGCCAACGCCCUCGACCGCGCCUUCACCGAUCUCGGAAACGACACGUACGCUUACGUCUUUGGUGUCGAUUAUGGUGUGCAUGGCCAGGACAACCCGUACACUUUUUACACCCCGGGCGUGCCUGAUGCUACUGGUGGUCUGGUGUCGCUCGAUUCCGCGAACGAGACAGUCGCAUUCGCCCUGCAGGACUACAUCACUAGCUUCGCGAUCGACGGUGUGCCGGAGAGCGGGGUGCAAGGCGUGCUGGCCGAGGUCCCGGUGUAUGGCGAGGAUGGAAGUGUGGUGAAGCUCACGAGCAGCGGUGUGAGCGUGGCGAAGGAUCCAGCGGCGAACGAGAGGUGCAGGUGGUGGCAACUGGGUUUGUAUAAUUGA
Diplodia corticola is the source of this 1719-nucleotide messenger RNA. Its product is annotated as carboxylesterase family protein. The record is from RefSeq and is a predicted model, not a curated record. Lineage: Eukaryota; Fungi; Ascomycota; Dothideomycetes; Botryosphaeriales; Botryosphaeriaceae. The coding region runs from base 1 to 1719 and encodes 572 amino acids. The transcript is spliced from 3 exons.